This is a messenger RNA of Dermacentor silvarum, 861 nucleotides long. Its product is annotated as neurogenin-1. Bases 1 to 861 code for a protein of 286 amino acids. The transcript has a single exon. The record is from RefSeq and is a predicted model, not a curated record. Gene Ontology annotation, molecular function: protein dimerization activity. NCBI's taxonomy places the organism in Eukaryota, Metazoa, Arthropoda, Arachnida, Ixodida, Ixodidae.
AUGUUGUCACUCAAGUCAGAGCUCCCCAUGUCGCCCCCAGAUGAUGCAGCCUUCCGCAGUGGUACUUCGGGUGGUUUCAGCGAAGACGAUGACCUUCCGGAUGAGCGCUCCCCAACAUCUUCUCAGGAGCUACUCAGUCCCUGCCCUUCGUCUUACAUGGACGCCGACGAAUUUGACGACGCCGAGUCUGGUGACUCGUCCUCCACGGCAUCCCAGCUUUCCGCUAGACGCAAGCGGGCCCCGAAAACUUCAGCGCGAUCCAGGACAACGGCUUCUACGCUGAAGGUACCAGGGCAGCCCAAGAUGAAAAAGACCCGGCGGCUUAAGGCCAACGACCGCGAGAGAAAUCGAAUGCACAAUCUCAACAGCGCUCUGGAUCGUCUCCGCUGUGUUUUGCCGACUUUUCCCGAUGACACCAAGCUGACCAAGAUCGAAACGCUCAGGUUUGCGCACAACUACAUUUGGGCCCUUUCGCAAACGCUCAAGAUAGUCGAGUCCAAGGCGGAGAAGAAGGAUCCACCGGAGAUGCCUCAGGACGCGCUCACGACGACGCCGACAUCACCCGCUGGACUUCAUGAGUCGACGACCACGCCUUUGGUAGCCACACUGACCCCGUUGGCUACCAGUGGGCCUACUACACCUCGAGGAUAUUACACGCCCCCUCUGUCCGUGACGUCAUCUCCAUCGCCCGUGAGGCAGCACACACCUUCAUCAGCGUGUCUAGGGUCGCCUUCGACGCCGUGGAACUUGUCAUCCUGUCCGGGUUCUGUGGUUGUGUCGACGCCGGCUAGUUCUGUGGACUUUUCGGAUUCCUCGUGUUCCGGAUCGGAGUGCGGCUUCACGACUUACGAAGCCUUAUGA